Molecule: messenger RNA, 312 nt
Organism: Symbiodinium sp. CCMP2456
Lineage: Eukaryota; Dinophyceae; Suessiales; Symbiodiniaceae
Source: the annotation of a GenBank genome assembly
AUGCUCAAGCUGUGCGCCACAUAUGUGCGUGCUCGGGGCCUCCACAAGGUUUCCAAAGUGAGCAUCAAGAAGGGUGCCGGUACUUUGGGGCUGAACCUGCACUAUGCGUCGGAGAACCCGCUAGGUCCGCCAGACUUUGCUCUCUUUGCUCUUGAUGGUGGACUUUGCGUGAAGAGCAUCGCAGAAGGUGUCGUGAAGGCCAACUCGUUGAAUAUCAAGGAAGGCGACCGGAUCAUGGACGUGAAUGGCCAAGGUCUGGACACGCCAACAAUGCUACAGAAGAUCCGUGACCUUGAGGACGGGGGGACAUGA